AUGGACAAAGAACUCUGGGAUGCUUUUAUUUUGAAAAAAGAUCACGAAGAAGCUGUUCGCUUACUACGUUUACAAGAUCCUAAUGUCCUUUACCAAAAUGAGCCUGACCUGCUUCAUCAUUCUAUAAGUAAUGGCUGGUUAGAUGUUACAAGAGAUCUUAUCAACAAUUAUCACUUUAAUCCACAUCAAUAUUAUCGUCGUGAACCCUGUCUUUUUACUGCUGCUGAAGGUAAUCACAUUGAUAUAGUUGAAUACCUUAUUAAAGAGUGUGGCUGUAAUCCAAUGAUGCCUGCUGCUGAGCAUGGCAACGUUCCUGUUCUUCAUGAAGUAGCUAGUCAAGGAUUACUUGAUGUUUUGAAGUGUAUAGUCAUGAACAUUGAUGGUCAUAUAAUGGAUAAACAAUAUCAGGAUAUUUAUGGUCAGAGUGUUCUGUAUCGUGCUGUUAAACACAUAGAUGUUCUAAAGUACCUCGUUAAUCGUCACUGUUGCGAUAUAACAAUUCGGGAUGAGUAUGGAAAAACACUUCUUCAUCAUGCUGUCGAACAUAUAGAUGUCGUUAAAUACCUCAUUAAAGACUGCAACUGCAAUGUGAUGGUGACUGAUAAAGAUGGACAAACACCUCUUCAUUAUGCUGCCAGUAAGAGCCUUGUUGAAGUUAUUGAAUACUUAUUGUCAACUGGUAAUUGUGAUCCUUUGGGUAGAGACAAAUCGGGGUACACACCAUUACAACUAGCUAAAGGGAGACAGAAUAGUGAUGCUGUCAUUGCUAUUUUCAAGAAGUUUGGCAACAUCAAAAUAUCUCAUCCAAUUGAUUCUUAUUCAGUCAUGUGGAUGAGGUAA
Molecule: messenger RNA, 840 nt
Organism: Amphimedon queenslandica
Lineage: Eukaryota; Metazoa; Porifera; Demospongiae; Haplosclerida; Niphatidae
Product: histone-lysine N-methyltransferase EHMT1-like
Exons: 2
Coding region: 1-840 (279 amino acids)
Molecular function (GO): protein binding
Source: RefSeq, a predicted model, not a curated record